Naegleria gruberi is the source of this 1374-nucleotide messenger RNA. RefSeq lists its product as uncharacterized. The transcript has a single exon. The record is from RefSeq and is a predicted model, not a curated record. The coding region runs from base 1 to 1374 and encodes 457 amino acids. Gene Ontology annotation, molecular function: protein binding. Lineage: Eukaryota; Heterolobosea; Eutetramitea; Acrasida; Naegleriidae.
AUGGCAUUAGGAAGUGAAAAAUCGGAUACACCAAUGGAAAAUGGAGAAAAUUAUGAUUUGAGUGAGGAUUAUAUAACUGAUGAUGAAGGUGAUGAAGCCUUUAUUAAUGAAGAAGAUAUUGAAGAAGUAGCAGGAGAAUAUGGUGAAGAUGAUGCACCACCAAGUGAUGAAGAAGAUAAUGAAGGAGAAGAAUGGGUAGAUGAUGAUGGAAUGGAAGAUGAAAGACCACUCCGAAAUGUACCAGAUCAUUCUAAUGCUUCAUUCAAUGAACAUACAGAUGCAAUUUAUUCAAUUAGUGUUAUUAAUGAUGGAAAUGAUAAAUUUAUUUGUGCUACUUCAUCAGGAGAUGAUUCUGCAUAUUUGUGGACUUUUGAUACAACAACAAUGACAACAAGUCCAAUUGCAAAACUUGCUGGACAUACUGAUACAGUUUUACAAUCAAAAUUCAAUUUUGAUAAGACAAUUUUAGCAACUGCUGCUAUGGAUGGAACUGUUAAACUUUGGAAUGCCAAGUCAGGUGCUUUUAUUUCUUCAUUAGAAGGUCCAGGUGAUAGUAUUGAAUGGAUUGAUUGGCAUCCAAGAGGUAAUAUUAUCAUUGGUGGUUCACAAGAUGCUACUACAUGGAUGUGGAAUACUCAAAAAGAAGUUUGUUUGAAUGUAUUUUCUGGUCACUCUGAAAGUGUUACAAAUGGUUGUUUCACAACUGAUGGAAAAUUAAUGGUAACUGCUUCUGAUGAUGCUACUGUUAAAAUUUGGAAUCCAAAAACUGCUGAAUGUAUUGUCAAUUACUCUGCUCAUGAAAAGAAUAUCAAAUCAUUCUGUGAAGAACCAAUUACAUCUUUGAAAUGUAGUACUCUUAAUCCUUCAGUAUUUUUAUGUGGUUCUUUGGAUGGUUCUAUUGCACUUUGUCAAUUGGAACAACAAAGAGUUAUUAGCCAUCUUAAAAACAAACAUGCUCAUACAAAUUCAGUUGAAGAAGUUUUAUUCCAUCCAGAAAAUCAAAGUUUACUUGUUUCUUGUGGUAUGGAUGGUCAAAUUGUUGUAUGGGAUACUAAUGCUGGAUCAGCUCGUCUAGUUUUAAAGAAUUAUCCAAUAAUAGAAAAUCCAGAACUCGGAUCAAGCAGUAGCAGUGAUUUGAACUUUGAUACAAAUGGUACUCUUACUGGUGUUACACGUGCCUUCUUUGAUUCUACUCAAUCAUACAUUAUUUAUUCAGGUGAUAUUUUAGGUAAUAUUCUCAGUUGGGAUAUCAGAACUGGAAAAGUUUUGAAAUUAUAUCAAGGACAUGCUGAUGUUGUUUCUGAUUUAUCUCAAUCAUCAAAGUAUAUCUUUUCAACUUCAGAAGACAAGAGAGCACUCAUUUUCAAUAAAUAA